Messenger RNA from Musa acuminata AAA Group (dessert banana), 966 nucleotides. RefSeq names its product protein VASCULATURE COMPLEXITY AND CONNECTIVITY. The coding region runs from base 178 to 768 and encodes 196 amino acids. The transcript has 2 exons. The record is from RefSeq and is a predicted model, not a curated record. NCBI's taxonomy places the organism in Eukaryota, Viridiplantae, Streptophyta, Magnoliopsida, Zingiberales, Musaceae.
AGCUUUCCUUAUGCCCCAUGGAAACGAAUCCAAAGACAGCAAAGCAAAGGUUGAACCAUGGCAGAGAAAGAAAGCAUCUUUACACAGCUAAGUUCUCUUUACUUUUCACCAUGAGCAAUCCCAUAUCUAAUCAGUCAUUGCAUUCUUCUCAUCUUUGAGGGCUCGAGCCUGCCGCCCAUGGCCAGAAUGGAAGGAGCAAUCAUCUGCCUGCUGAUUGUUGUCAUGGAUGUAGUUGCCGGUGUGCUCGGAAUAAAAGCCGAGGAGGCUCAAAGCAAGGUACUCCAGGGAUUCAAAUACUUGGUCAUGUAUACUUUUGAGCAUCGAGUCUCGUUGUCGCAGGGGAAGCACCUGAGGCUCUUCUUCCUCGAGUGCAAGGAGCAUGUUCACCAGGCCUACAAGUUGGGGCUGGCAGCAACUGCGCUCCUCGCGCUGUCGCAUGUCAUCGUGAAUGUGCUCGGUGGGUGCCCCUGUGCGUGCUCCGGGGAUGGGUUCCGGAGGUCUUCGCCUAACAAGCUAAUGGCCGCAGCCACUCUACUCCUUUCAUGGAUUGUGGUCAUCGUUGGAUUGACGAUGUUGAUUAUAGGAGCAAUAUCUAAUUCGGAGUCAAGGCCGACUUGUGGGCUUGCUCAUCCUCGUUUCCUGUUUAUUGGUGGAAUCAUGUGCUUCGUGCAUUCGCUGUUCUGCAUCGUCUACUAUGUUUCAGCCAUUGCGAGCUGGAAAGAAGGGAAGGCUCACAGGGACACCAGAUCUCAAGAGGGCCACGCUUGAGUACUUCCAAGAACAGCUACCGAAGGAAGCUGAGGUCCCCAAUGACUGCUGGUUCUGCAUGAUUUUAGCUCGAGUUCAAAGAGAUAUAAUCCAAUUUAAUUUCCUUUUUCUUUUCUGGGUUGAGUUUUCUAAGCACUUAAUGAGAUGUAAACUGAUUUGUGAGAAAGUUAGAUACAAAGGAAACAUCCUGUUUUCUUA